Molecule: messenger RNA, 2465 nt
Organism: Condylura cristata (star-nosed mole)
Lineage: Eukaryota; Metazoa; Chordata; Mammalia; Eulipotyphla; Talpidae
Gene: MOB3C
Product: MOB kinase activator 3C
Exons: 3
Coding region: 24-674 (216 amino acids)
Biological process (GO): positive regulation of protein phosphorylation; signal transduction
Cellular component (GO): cytoplasm; nucleus
Molecular function (GO): protein kinase activator activity
Source: RefSeq, a predicted model, not a curated record
CUGGCCCCCAGCCCAAGCUGGCCAUGGCCCUGUGCCUGAAGCAGGUGUUCGCCAAGGACAAGACGUUCCGGCCACGGAAGCGCUUCGAGCCAGGCACACAGCGCUUUGAGCUGUAUAAGAAGGCACAGGCAUCGCUCAAGUCGGGCCUGGACCUGCGCAGUGUGGUGAGGCUGCCGCCCGGGGAGAGCAUCGACGACUGGAUCGCCGUGCACGUGGUGGACUUCUUCAACCGCAUUAACCUCAUCUAUGGCACCAUGGCUGAGCGCUGCAGCGAGACCAGCUGUCCGGUCAUGGCCGGAGGGCCCCGCUAUGAAUACCGCUGGCAGGACGAGCGCCAGUAUCGGCGGCCAGCCAAGCUCUCCGCGCCACGCUACAUGGCCUUGCUCAUGGACUGGAUUGAGGGCCUUAUCAAUGACGAGGAUGUCUUUCCCACCCGUGUUGGAGUCCCCUUCCCUAAGAACUUCCAGCAGGUCUGCACCAAGAUCCUGACCCGCCUCUUCCGAGUGUUUGUCCACGUUUACAUCCACCACUUCGACAGCAUCCUCAGCAUGGGCGCCGAAGCACAUGUCAACACCUGCUAUAAGCACUUCUACUACUUCAUCCGCGAGUUCAGCCUGGUGGACCAGCGGGAGCUGGAGCCCCUGAGGGAGAUGACAGAGCGGAUUUGUCACUGACAUGGACCAGGCAUGGACCUUGUUGCUCGUCAGAUGGACCAUCUGAACACAGAGUGGCUAGGGCUGGGCACCUUCAGAAACCUGGUGGCAGAUAACACUGACAACCUGGGACCCCUCCACAUACUCAAAGCCCCUGGACUUCUGGUUCUAUGGAGUGAGCCCACAUGUCCCCCAACUACUUGUGAAUGAAAAGGGGAGAACAUUAAGGUGGACACGCAGAAAGGAAGGAGUCAACCUCUGACAUGAAGUCUGGGGGCAGGGUUGGCUAGGGAGUUUUGGCUUUGAUAUUUGACCCUUACAUAGGUGCGGCUGAGGUAAUGGUGAGACAGGAACAAGUGAGUGAGCAGUCUGUGUGUGUGCAUGUGUGUGAGUGUGAGAGAGAGAUUUUUGACUGUGGGGUGUGUUAGCUGUGAAAGUCAGAUGCCUUAGGCCCUCCCUGGCAUAAGUGGGUGGAUGGAAGGAGAGAGACUGGACCCAUCAGACUGUGGCCACUGUGGGAGUAAUGACAGGUCAGUGUCCCUGCCUGGGGUGUGUGACCAUGUGUGUAAGUGCACAAGAUGUCCUUGUAGAUAUAGCUCUAUGUUUGAACCUUCCAGGCUUUCAUCUCCUGUCAGCAUGAGUUCUGGGUUGCUGUGAGGUAGCAAAAGGGGAGCCUUGCCAUGAGUAAUUAAACCUCUGGCCCAGCAGACACAAGUUCUGAUUUGCUCGGCCAGUUCUGAUUUGCUCGGCCAGAGAUGGGUAUGAGCUGUCAUUUCACUCCUCCUUCUGCCUCCAGGAAGGCCUGAUUAUGGAGAGCCUCCUAGGGCUUGGGAUUGUCCCUCAUUUCCUGGCCCUUCAAUUGGGAAGCAUGUGCUCCUUUCUAACUCUCAGAAUCUAUAGACUUGACUCCCAGGAUCUGAAGCCCAGCAUAAGAUAAUCUUCCAACCCCAGGAGCUAGUGAGAAUUAGGAAACGCUAGUCUUGUCUCCAGUCUCAGGACGCCAAGGACCAUGUAGCUAGGGUUGGAGAGCCCCCAAUCUACAAGUAGCUCCCUCCUUCCCAACUAUCCUUGAGACAUUCCAGCUGGUUGGAUAUCAGAGAUGUCCAAGAGAAAUGGACGAUGCUUUAGCACUCCAUUACUCAGUGCCCCAGGCCCAGCCCAAUGUCCAGAGCCACAUGGGGGAAACUGAGGCAGGGUUGGACCCUCCAUUUCCAGAGCCCCCAUGAUGGGUGGCUACAGUGGAGAAUCAUCCAGUGAGGAUCAUCCAGUCUUACUCGCAGGAUCAUCCACCUACAGAGGAGGAAACUGAAGCCAAGAGAAGGCAGAAAGCGUCCAAGACCUCACAGCAAAGCUUUUCUGUGGAACUGGAAUAGAAACCAGGGAUCCUGACUCCUACCCCAAGGCCUGCAGCAUGCUACAUGGGGUGAUCACAUGUACAUGGAAAGAGGGUCUGACAGCCCCCUUCCAGGACACAGCUGUUCCUGCUUAGAGCCUGAGGCCAGUGUGCUAAGCCUUGCCUCCAAAAUGAUGCCCCUCUUUGUGGCCCAGCAGCUGCCUGACUCUGAGGAAGCAGAUGGGGCUCCUGGUCUUGGGGCUUCUGAUGGGCUUGAGACUGCUGCUUCCAGAGAACUUUCCAGAAACACACUGACCCAUCCAUUUUGCCAAAGGCUCUAGAGUGGGGGGAAUCUCAGUGGGGACUGGGGUUUGGAUGGCAGAGUCUAGGCUGUGUCAGUGCUAAUUUUGGGGGGUAAAAGGGAAGAUGAUCUAAUUUUGUGAAACAAAAGAUUUUAUUGUUAUUUUUGGUAAAAUAAA